This is a messenger RNA of Scomber scombrus (Atlantic mackerel), 3165 nucleotides long. RefSeq lists its product as uncharacterized. The coding region runs from base 1 to 3165 and encodes 1054 amino acids. The record is from RefSeq and is a predicted model, not a curated record. NCBI's taxonomy places the organism in Eukaryota, Metazoa, Chordata, Actinopteri, Scombriformes, Scombridae. The transcript is spliced from 18 exons.
AUGCUCUCCAUUUCAUCCUCACCCCCUCUCUGCCUGAGCCUCCUCCUCUUCCUCUCGUACCACUCCCUUGUUCUAUGUGGUCAGAUUGGGACCCGUAAACAGUGCAAGUCUGCUCCUUUUGCACCGGGAUACAACCUGGCGGGAGAGGGCUUUGAUGUGGUCACCUCGCGUCGAAAAGGAGCCUACGUGAUUGACGUGAGGACCUUCCUGUUUCCAAAUGGAACCUGUACUCUCUAUUCCAACCCCCUUCAAGGCAACAUCCUGCAGAAAAUACCAGUCUCUGUAGUGGACUGGCGUGCAUUCAGCCACUGCGAUCUUGAUGUCUACAGCAGUUCACACUCCUCUGUCAGCUCAAUGAUGGAUACUUACAUGUCCCAAGAAAGUUAUGACUGGAAGAUUGGACUGGAUUUAGAUCAAUAUUUUCCAGCGAGCUUUAAGGUUGGGGGAACACUCUCGAAGGCAUAUAAGUUUGCUAGACAAAAGAACAAACAGGAUCGCUACUUCUUCAACUUACACACGAUCAGCUGUCGCCAUUACAGUUACCGUGUGUCAAGCCCACCACCCCUCAGCUCUCAGUUCAGUAAAGAUUUGGCGACACUGCCAAGUCAAUACAAUUUCCACGACACCAAGGCUAAGUACCUCAGACUCAUACGUAUCUACGGCACACACUACAUUCGCCAGGUUUAUCUUGGAGGCAGACUCAGGCGGCUUACAGCUGCACGUACCUGUUUGUCAACACUCAAUGGGCUCUCCACAGAUGAGGUGCAAUCCUGCUUAUCACUUGGUCUGAAAGUAGGCCUGGGAAACCUGGCAUCAUCCAGUUACCAAAGGUGCAGCAGAGUCCUACAGAACAAGGACUUCUCCACCUCGUCUCGCUCUGGUCUCCACCUACAUCAGACAGAGGUGGUAGGAGGCACUAUUUGGUCUGGGGAGUUUUCACUCUCUCAUAAGGACUCCUGGGGUUAUGAAAACUGGUUAAAAUCCCUCAAGGACUACCCAAAUGUUGUUGGGUACUCCCUCAGACCAAUGUAUGAACUGAUGCCAAAUGAAAUACAAAAGGCCAUAAUGAAGUCUGUCACCUUGACGUACUUGGCAAAACAUGCUGUGAGAAACUCACACCGAGAACGAGAUUGUGGGUGGGGCAUUCCCAACCUGGCACCCAACUGCUGUCCUCAAGAGGCCUGGAAAGGAACACUGGAGGUGACCAUCGUCAGAGCCUGGCGUCUGAAAGGAGAUCUAUUCGGCCUCACAGAGGGGUAUGUUACAAUGAGGUAUGGUUCCAUCUACCGCAGGACUGAAAUGAUCGAGUCAAACUACCCAACAUGGAACGCUCAUUAUGAUCUGGGCACGGUGGAUACAAGGAACACUUUCGAGUUUAAGGUCUGGGAUGAUGACUCAACGUGGAAAAAGGAUGACGACCUUUUGUUAUCAUGUGACACCACUCCGGAAUCGGGGUCAUGGAUAUACACCUGUUGGUCGUCACUAAGUAAAUUCCAGGCCGAGUUCACGCUGACCUGCGACCCUUACCUGACUGGACAUAAGUGUAAUUAUUACAAACCCUCUCGACAACAUCCAACCAUGUUCUCAAUUUCAUCUUCACCCCCUCUCUACCUGAGCAUCCUCCUCUUCCUCUCGUACCACUCCCUUGUUCUCUGCUGUCAGAUUGGGAACAGCAGCCAGUGUGAGUCUGUCCCUUUUGUACCAGGCCACAACCUGGUGGGAGAGGGCUUUGAUGUGGUCACCCUGCGUCGAAAAGGAGCCUACAUGGUUGACAUUAAGACCUACCUCACUCAAAGCGGCACCUGUACUCUCUGCUCCAACCCCCUUCAAGACAACAUGCUGCAGAAACUGCCAGUCUCUGCUGUAGAUUGGCGUGCAUUCACCCGCUGCAAUGCUGACCUCUACAGUAGUGCACACACCUCUGUUAGCUCACUGAUUGACACUUAUACCUCCCAGGACAGUAAUGACUGGAAGUUUGGGCUGGAUUUAGAUAAGUUUAUUUCAGCCAACCUGGAUGUUGGUGGAACUCGUUCGUCUGCGUAUAAGUUUGCUACAGAAAGGAGACAAGAGGAUCGCUACUCCUUCAGCACACACUGGGUCACCUGUAGUCAUUACAGUUACCGUGUGUCAAGCACACCACCUCUCAGCUCUGAGUUCAGGAAAGAUUUGGGGAGACUGCCAAUUGUCUACAACUCCUCCACCAGGGCUCAGUACAGUGAAGUCAUAAAUACCUACGGCACACACUACAUCCGUCAGGUUAAUCUUGGGGGCAGACUCAGGCGAGUCACAGCUGUACGUACCUGUUUGUCCACACUGAACGGGCUCUCCUCAAGUGCGGUGCACUCCUGCUUAUCACUUGGUCUCUCUGUAGGCCUGGGGAAGGUAAGCUUAUCCAGUAGCCAAAGGUCUUGCACCAAUGUCCUACAGAACAGGGACACCUCCACCUCGUUCAGCUCUGGUCUCCAUCAACAUUACACAGAGGUGGUAGGAGGCAGUUUUUGGUCAGGGGAGUUUUCACUCACUCGUAAUGACUCCCUGGGCUACGUGAACUGGCUGAAAUCCCUCAAGGACCACCCAGAUGUUGUUGGGUACUCCCUCAGACCAAUGUACGAGCUGGUGCCAAAUGAGUCAAAGAAGGCUGGGAUGAAGGCGGCCAUUGAGCAAUACUUAGCAGACAACGCUGUGAGCAAGUUACAAAGAGAACCAUAUUGUUGGGGUCACACUCCCAACCUGGCACCCAACUGCUGUCCUCGACAGGCCUCGAGAGGAACACUGGUGGUGACCCUCGUCCGAGCCUGGAAUCUGAAAGGAGAUCCAGUUGGCAAGACUGAGGGGUAUGCCAGGAUGUGGUACGGUUCCAUCUACCAUAGGACUAAUUGGAUCAGGUCAAACUCCCCUAGGUGGAACGCUCGUUACAAUCUGGGCAAGGUGGAUACCCACUUGGGUUUGAAGGUUGAGGUCUGGGAUGCGGACGGCCCUCCGCCGCAGGCAGACGACCGUCUAGGAUCAUGUGUGAGAUACCUGAGCCAGGGGUCACACAGCUUCACCUGUCCUGCCCCGGGAGGUGGUGCCAAGAAUGCUGGCUUCGAGGUCCAGUACACACUGACCUGCGACUCUCACCUGACUGGAGACAAGUGUAAUCGUUACAAACCAUCUCCACAGUGA